UUUUAUUUUAUUAUGCUUGUGAACAGUAGGAGAUGACAUCAAUGACAUACAACUUUGUAUACAAUACACAAUAUGUAUUCAAGAAUAUAUUCAAUGUCAUCAGAAUAAAUAGGAAAGUAAAAGCAAAAAGUUACUGAUUGAUAAGAAAGAUAAGAAAGGGAAGAUAAGCUAGAAAAAACACACCCCACAGAAGACUGAUUUUGCAUCGACUUGUGAUCGUGUUAUGUAGGGAUACGCGUGUGCAUGUGCUUAAUUUUUAUUUUUUUUUAUAGACAUCACCUGGAUUCAUUCAUUUAGAGAAUGCUCAAGCUUGCGUAUCUGUUGUCAUGCUUGACAGUUGUCAAUGCAGGUUCUCACUCACUGAUGGUUUUGGCAACAUAUAUAGCUGGACAGACACCAUUUCCUGAGUUCAGUGCUGUGGUGAUGUUGGAUGAUCUGCAAAUAAUGUAUUAUGACUCAAUCACAUGGAAAGUUGUCUAUCGCACUAACAGUGAUUCAAAAUACUUUGAUGAAGAGCAAAGUGAUGCUGGUGUUGUAUUUCAAGACAUGUAUAAUGGCUUGAAAACACGUGAUGUUUAUGUUAAGGAACACCUAAAUCACACAGAUGGUGUACAUGUUUAUCAGAGACUUACUGGAUGUGAACUGUUGAAUGGUGAUAAACCAGGUCCACUUUAUUUCUGGGAAGCUUUUGAUAGUCAAAAUAUGCAGGAGUUCACAUAUGACCUGGAAAAAAAUGUUAUCCAGGUGAAAAAGCCAUGGAUUCCGUGGGACCAAGUGAAACAGCUUCAUAUGAAAUUUUUAAAUGAAAAUGUUUAUCAUCCCAUUUGCAUUAAAUUUCUGCGAAGGUACCUGAAUAUGGAAAAGAACAAUGUGAUGAGAAAAGUGAAACCAAGAGUCAGACUCAUGAAGAAGACACUCCCAGACUCUCAAGGGCUUCAGAUCAGCUGUCUGGCCACUGGUUUUUACCCCCGUCUCAUUAACCUGACUCUGUUCAGAGAUGAUCAGCCUGUGGAUGAUGAUCAGACCACAGGAGGAGAGAUUCUGCCCAACGGAGACGGAUCUUACCAGAUGAGGAAGAGUUUGGUGAUCAGCGCAGAAGAACUACGUGAAGGACACAAAUACAACUGUACAAUGAAGCACCUCAAUCUGGACAACAAACUGGACAUUACAUUUGGUAAAGAAAAACUAACACACAUCUAUCAAACAAAACUGAACAACAAAUUAGACAUUAGAUUGAUGAUACUUUAUUUCCGUUCUAUACAAUUGUCACAGACACGCCAGGCUCUACACUCACCCAGUCACAGCACACUCCCUCACCAGAAUACUAACAAGCCACACCUGACACUCAUCACAGACACCAUAAACAGCACUACAAAAGACACUCCAGAACACUCAGUCACUGUCCGAUCUCGUUAAUGCAUACCAACCUGUUAUGCUUACCUCAAGGACUCCUCCAGCAAAUACUUACCUGUCUCCAGCGUUCCCCACGACUCCUAGUUUUCUCUGUGUCUCCUGUGAGUGUCUCUGUGUCUCGUCAGCUCCUUGUCUGCCUGCCAUCCAUGAUCCCUGGGAAUACAAGAUAAGCAUCAGCAACAUGAUCAUCGUCAGUCACAGAAUAUACCUGCAUUCACUCACCUGCACUCUCCGGUUGUUCAAUAAACAUCUACUUGCACUUUACCUGUGUCUCCGCCCCCUUCUGUACGUAACAGAAGACUGGACCAAAACCGUCUGAACAGCCAAGAUGAGCACUCCUGAUCCGUUUCAAGACCUUGUGGAUGCACUUCGCCGCACGCUCACCAGCACCUCCACAACAACGCCACUACCACCAGCGCCCACUUCCGCAUUUCCCGCUGCAUCUCCUUCGCCAUCUGUGGUCGCCAGUCCCAUGGCCAAACCGGCACCCUUCUCUGGCUCAGCGGAGGACUGCAACGGAUAUCUGCUUCAGUGUUCACUGGUCCUGGAGAUGCAACCGCACCAGUAUCCCAACGACAGUUCCAAAGUGGCUUUCAUAAUGUCUCAACUCGGCAGAAAAGCACUUCGCUGGGCUAAACCACUCUGGUCGCAGAAAAAUCCUAUUUUCAAUCUCUGUCAAGUUUCACAGCCCACUUCAAAGAAGUCUUUGGAAAGCCAGCCUGGGAUUCGUCUAUCGGUGAGAAAUUAUGCAAACUUAAACAAGGUUCAAUGUCUGUGACUGACUAUGCUCUCCAGUUUCGAACCCUAGCUGCAGCAAGUGGUUUGAAUGAACAAGCCCUUAUUACGACCUAUCAUCAUGGCCUGGAUCCCCAUGUGUGGUUGCAUCUCGCUGCAUACGAGGACACCAUCGGGCUCGAAAAAUUCAUCCAGCUAUCCAUCAGAUUCGCCACUCGUAUGCAGCUGUGUCUCGAAGAGCACCAGGGCCAGCUGUUUUCUCCAUCCAUCCUCCGCCAGCCAGAAUCCUUCAGCCACCCAGAACCAGCCAACGAACCCAUGCAAAUAGAAAAUUCUCAUCUGUCUUCUGCUGAGCGGCAGAGGAGGCUGACCCAGAACCUCUGCCUUUACUGUGGCCGUGCUGGGCAUUACAUUGCUGAAUGCCCCACUCGCCCCGUGCAACCCAUGGUGAGUGUUAUCAUGCCUACGUUGAAUAAGAUGAAACCGCUCACCAUUGUUGUAAACCUUACUGCUGCCGACUUCUGUCUUCCAGGUAAUGCUCUCCUCGACUCUGGGUCAGCCGGAAACUUCAUCUCCGGAGCCCUCUGCCGCCAGCUUCAACUCAAGACAACAGCCAUGCCGAAGAUCUACCAGAUCCAAUGGGUUUGGUUGGUAACGGGAAGACCCCUCCGUCAAGUGCGUUACAGUGUCGGUCAACUUCAACACCAGAUCGGCAUUCUUCAUAACGAAGAGAUCCACCUGCUGGUUCUGGAGGAUUCAAUUGUUGACAUGAUUUUAGGGUGCCCCUGGCUAGAGCAGCAUAACCCCAUCAUCUCCUGGAGGACAGGAGAGAUCCUGAAGUGGGGUAACCAGUGCUUCAAUGACUGUAUUUCCGAGUUUCCAGUUCCUAGUCUCCCACGUUCAAAAAGGAAUCCAAGUCUGUGUUACAUCUGUGGAAAGUCCACUCGAAAGUCGCUCAACGGACAUCCCUGCAUGUUACUUCCACUUCAGCGAUGUU
This is a messenger RNA of Megalobrama amblycephala (Wuchang bream), 3145 nucleotides long. RefSeq names its product class I histocompatibility antigen, F10 alpha chain-like. The record is from RefSeq and is a predicted model, not a curated record. Bases 301 to 1416 code for a protein of 371 amino acids. The transcript is spliced from 4 exons. Gene Ontology annotation, biological process: immune response. NCBI's taxonomy places the organism in Eukaryota, Metazoa, Chordata, Actinopteri, Cypriniformes, Xenocyprididae. Gene Ontology annotation, cellular component: external side of plasma membrane.